AUGCGGCCAUGCAAAUUCCUCAAGUCUUUCAAAUUCGACGAUGAGAAGAGAAAGAAACUCAGGAAGCGAUAUAAAUGGAACAUUUGCAUCGAUUUCUUCUUCACAAGUGAAUCGACUGACUACGCAAAGCUUCGUUUCAUCGUCAACCUUUUCAUCGGCUUUUUCCUUUCAAUUGGUUCAUAUUAUCUCGUCUGGAAAAAUAUCAACUUUGCCAUCGAAUAUCACAAAGUGUCGUCAAUCAUUCUAAAAUGGAUUGUAAUCAUCGGAAACACGCUAGCUUUUGCCUACAGCAAGUCGUAUCGUUGUGGACUAUGGAUCUUUGUCCUAGGCGUUUUUGGCACAAGUGGACAAACCCUAUUGAGCAUCUUUGUGUUCGACAAUGUUCGCGCUGGUCCAAUCGACAACAUCAUCACGAAUUUCAAGAUUGCCACCGACAAUGUGGUUUGCGGAGUGAAAAUCUCGACGGAGUUGGCGUCUGCACGAAGGAAGACACUGAUUGGACCUAUGCGUGAGACGCUGAAAGACACGCUGACCAAAAUUCUCGAGUUGAAGGGAGAUUUUUCGUUCGUUGAUCAGAAAGAAGUAAAAGAAAGUGAUGAUGAAAAGUUGGAUCGAAUGAUUGAUCAAUCGGCUUUGGAUUUGGCACAACGAACAAACAUGUUAAAUGAGGAUAAUCGAACGGUCACUUUUCGCAAGCCAUUUUACACGAAAUUCAAGGAAAAGUUUGUACGUGAUAUGGGCAAAAAGAUGGAGCAGCAAUGUACGCAAAUUUUCGAUAAAGGGAGUCUCAUCUGUUCACAAGCUUUUGCUGCAUUAAAAGAACAAUGUCAACAACAAGCGCCGUUCUUGUUGAGCACUUUGAUUUGCAAGCCGCUUGACGCUUUGGAUAUUUGUGAGGAUGAUAAACGAAAAGAACAAGGCUACGACGUAUGCAAUAGUGUGCUAGGAAAAAAUUCGCCACAAGAUUUUGAACAAGAAAGCAUCGAUAUGCGUAGCAUUUCAAAGCAAAUUGCUGAAGAAAUGGAGACAAAGAUUCGAGUGGUAAGUGUGGAGGCACCGAGAGUUGCAUCAGCUCUUCACAUAAAAACCCUGGAAGCAAGAAUUCUUCAUCUGAUGCGAUUAGCAAAGGAAGUUGUCAAAUCUUUGCAAAGUGUUCUCGCCGCCCUUCUCGUUUUGGUCAUAUAUCUCGAUUUUGACAAAGCUUUCAAGAUGUCUGAUGCGUACACGAAUGAUUUGGGCUUCGAAAAUCGGAGUAUUACCUCUGCUUUCGGUAAAAUCGAUCAUGAGAGGGAAACAAGAAAUCAAAAGACUCUUCCAUUUAUUGGAAAGUUAUCGAGCUUGGAGAAGCGGCAGUUAAGGAUUACCAGCCAAUAUUUCAGGUUUCCAAAAUGGAAAGAAUUAAAACAAUUCUGGUUGCCCGUUUCGAAAUUUGUGACUCUUUGUGUGGUGAUAGUUGACGGGGUCCCGAAAGGCGUCAAAAGCAUGCAACUACCGACACUUCAUUUAAACGUGACGGGCGUGGGGAUCUUCCCGAAAAUGCUGCGGAAACUCUUCCAGCUUAAAAACGAAACUGUUCAACCGAUUUUCGUUUUGGAUGAUUGCUUGUUAAAGCCAUCUCUACCCGAUUAUGACAUUUAUGUGGGUACGAUUUUUCUUCCAUUGCUUUUCAUGUUCUUUUCCCAGAUUUUGCUUGCAUUUUUGCCAAAACGAGUGAUCUUAUUCUGCUUCUUGCCCUAUAUGUUUCCCCGAAAAGCCCGUGCUCGUGUGAUUUGGCUCUACAACUUGUGUUUGAAACAUCGUUUGAUUGCUCGUGAAGAGGCUCGUCGACGCAUUGCUUUCUUCGUCAAAUGGCGAAAAGAACGAAAAGAAGAGAAAGAUGAGGAAGAUGAGGACGAUGAUGAUUUGUACUUCUGUUUCGCGAAAAACUCAUUGAUACGCCGCGUGAUCGUCGACAAUUUGUACAGGCCAUUUGAGUGUUUCUUAUGUCAAACAUAUCUUCGCGCGUGGCAAACACACAAAUGUGAACAAUGCCCUGCCACAUAUUGCAAAUUGUGUUGGACAGAGCUGACGGAGAAAUGCUACGCUUGUCAGGUGGAACACCAAGAAGCUGCGAUCGACCCG
Messenger RNA from Mesorhabditis belari, 2121 nucleotides. The record is from the annotation of a GenBank genome assembly. Lineage: Eukaryota; Metazoa; Nematoda; Chromadorea; Rhabditida; Rhabditidae.